Miniopterus natalensis is the source of this 2062-nucleotide messenger RNA. RefSeq names its product cytochrome b5 reductase 1 (gene CYB5R1). Gene Ontology annotation, molecular function: oxidoreductase activity; FAD binding. The record is from RefSeq and is a predicted model, not a curated record. Gene Ontology annotation, cellular component: mitochondrion. NCBI's taxonomy places the organism in Eukaryota, Metazoa, Chordata, Mammalia, Chiroptera, Miniopteridae.
UCCUCUCAGGCCCGCCUCUUCUGCCUGCCCGUCUAUUCUGGUGCCACCUUCUUCGGGUCGACCCCGGCAGGCCCCGCCCCUUCCGGGCCGCCCUAGGCCUCACCUCUUCCUGGCCCGCUCCUUCCGCCUCUCCCCCGGCCUUUUUAAGCCCCGCCUACCCGGCGGAGCUCUUCCGGGGCCUUGCGCCCUUUGCGAGGGGUCUCCUUUUUGGACUCGCCUCUUCCGCUCCCGCUUGCGCAAGGCCCCUCAUCUUUUCUGGACUCCCAUGUCAGGCCCCGCCCCUCCUAGUCCGGGCUCUUUCCAGGCCUCGCCUCCCGCCCGCCACGCGACGGAUUGUGGGAGCGCUUCGAGGGCGCAUCCGUAGAGGACGCGGUGCUGGGUCAUGGGGUUCCAGCCGAGCCCAGGCCUGCUGGCCUCCCUGGGGGCGGGGCUGCUGACACUACUAGGCCUGGCUCUGGGCACCUACUUGGUUCGGAGGUCCCGCCGGCCACGGGUCACUCUCCUGGACCCCAAUGAAAAGUACCUGCUGCGACUGAUAGACAAGACGUUGGGAUGUCCUGGUGACACACUGUCAUCCAUCCUCCAGACUGUGAGCCACAACACCAAGAGGUUCCGAUUUGCCCUGCCCACCGCCCACCACACUCUGGGGCUGCCUGUGGGCAAGCAUGUCUACCUCUCUGCCCGAAUGGAUGGCAGCCUGGUCAUCAGGCCGUACACUCCUGUCACUAGUGAUGAAGACCAGGGCUAUGUGGAUCUUGUCAUCAAGGUCUACAUGAAGGGUGUGCACCCCAAAUUUCCUGAGGGAGGGAAGAUGUCUCAGUACCUGAACAGCCUGAAGAUUGGGGAUGUGGUGGAAUUUCGAGGGCCAAGUGGGUUGCUCACUUACACGGGGAAAGGGAAUUUUAGCAUUCAGCCCAACAAAAAGUCUCCUCCAGAGCCCCGAGUGGUGAAGAAACUGGGCAUGAUCGCUGGCGGGACAGGAAUCACCCCAAUGCUUCAACUGAUCCGGGCCAUCCUGAAAGACCCCAAAGAUCCAACCCAGUGCUGUUUGCUUUUUGCCAACCAGACUGAAAGGGACAUAAUCUUACGGGAGGACUUGGAGGAGCUGCAAGCCCGACAUCCCAGUCGCUUUAGGCUCUGGUUCACUUUGGAUCAUCCCCCAGAAGAUUGGGCCUACAGCAAGGGCUUUGUGACUGCAGACAUGAUCCAGGAGCACCUGCCUGCCCCGGGGGACGAUGUGCUGCUGUUGCUCUGUGGGCCUCCCCCAAUGGUGCAACUGGCCUGCCACCCCAACCUGGACAAACUGGGCUACUCACAAAAGAUGCGAUUCACCUACUGAUUGUCCCCUGGGUUCCCUGGUCCUGUUUCUGACAGUUAUCCCGGUCAUUACUCAAAUGCUAUAAGCUCUAGAUUGCUUUCCUAGCAGGAUCACCCUUUUGUCCUACUCUGGAGCUAAAAUAUGAUGGUACCUACAGGAACAGCAUCUUUGUAGCUCAGGAAGGUCACCCCCUCCCCCCCAAAUCUCCCUGGGACAAAAGGUCAGGCCAUGGAGUAAGUAGUCUCUUCCAUGGUUCAGAAAGAAGGAAGCAUGUACACUUGCUCCAAGACUAGCUAGUUCCUGGGUAACAUCACACUUCUUUGUGAUGAAAAGAACAAUGUAUGUAAUGGGUUUUACUUACUACUCGGUGCUUAACUCGUAGCAGAUUCUGUGUGUGAGUGCAAGUUGAGCAGACUUCUAGAGCUAGUCUUACAGAGAUUGCAGGACAGGAGGAAGUGGUUUCUGCUGACCUCAGAGAGGAAUCUGAAAUAUGUAUUUGCAUCUGUGUCUCUCUCUGCCCUGCCCAGGCUGGAGGGAAAUGGCUACCCACAGUCUGAGGCUGCCGCUUGUGGCAGGAACCUCUGGCUAUGCAAAUAAAUGGGGCUAAGGCCCCAGUGUUAUACCUAAAGGGCUGUUGUGUCUGGGGUCCUUGUUUCCAAGGCUUUUCACACCUGAGAAUUUUGGGAGGAAGGGUUUCCCAGCACAGAAUUUCUUCCAGGUCUUCCAAAGAACCUUUGAACAGUU